This is a messenger RNA of Penicillium vulpinum, 1065 nucleotides long. RefSeq lists its product as uncharacterized. Lineage: Eukaryota; Fungi; Ascomycota; Eurotiomycetes; Eurotiales; Aspergillaceae. The annotation marks the transcript as partial. The record is from RefSeq and is a predicted model, not a curated record. The transcript has 6 exons.
UGGGGUCAGCCAAUCGACGUUGAAGCAAAGUGGAUCGAUUUCGUUGACGACAACGUCAAAGCAAAGUUACCUCCAGGUGCUGAGAUUGACGGUAUUUGUCCCCAUGGAGCUAGCUACUGGACGAGGACCGCCGAGAUCUCGACGCGGAUGGCAGACGGCACAUCGCCUUCUUUCUUUCUGAAAGUAUCCCAAGGUGACACUGGCUGGGGCAUGGUAUCUGGGGAAUAUGCCUCCAUGAAAGCUUUAUACAAAGUUUUGCCCCAAUUUGUCCCGAUUCCAGUUGGAUGCGGCACAUAUGCAUCCAAUCCAAACGUUAAUUUCUUCAUCUGUGAGCUCAUAAAGAUGACAGACAAUAUUCCUGAGAUCCAAGCUUUCACCAAAACCCUUGCGGAGCUGCACAAGAAAGGGAUAUCGCCAACCGGGAAAUUCGGAUUCGAUGUUCCUACUUACAAGGGCACGAUUCCCCAAUACACAGCCUGGCAUGACACAUGGGAAGAAUCCUUCCAUCAUUCUCUCAAGUGGUUUGUUCAGGCUGAAGAGAAGUCUCAAGGCCCCGAUGAGGAAAUGCGAGAGCUUUGUAAUGGCAUAUUCGACAAAGUCAUUCCGCGCUUGCUCCGACCAUUGGAGACUGGAGGCCGUCAGAUUCAACCUCGUCUCAUUCACGGUGACAUCUGGGCCGGUAACGCGUCGAUGAAUGUAGAUACCAACUUGCCCGUCAUAUACGAUGGUGCCUGCCUAUAUGCCCACAGCGAAAUGGAGAUGGCGGCUUGGAGACCGAUACGUCACUUAAUUGGGAGACAGUACAUGAAGGCAUAUUUCAACCACUUCCCAAUGUCCGCCCCAGAAGAAGAUCAAGAUGAUCGCAACUUGCUUUAUUAUCUUCGAUGGGACCUCAAAAGCUCGGCCUUGUUUUCUGGUAAUCUUCGAUAUCGAAACAUGGCAAAAGUGACAAUGAGGGCUCUCAUUGCUAAAUUUCCGGAGGGAUACGAAGGGUGGGUAAAGGAGAAAGGAGAAGAGCCUGUCCAGCGAGUGAUAUGCCAAAAACCAAAAAUUUCCAACCCCUAG